AUACCUAAAUAUUUGUACUUGAAUCCAACAAAUUACAUCAAUAUUUAAUUUUUUAACACAUAAAAUAAAUAAUAAAUUACUUUUUAUCAAUUAAAUUCACUAAGAUAAGAUCAUUUUAUUUGAAGAUCCGUAUAUCGAUCAUGCCGGUCAUACUGGUGGUGUCAUGCCAGUUUUAUGACCAGUACAGGUUGAACCAGUGGCACGCCGGCCGGCGUGACAACCAUGGGCGAAACUUAUUUAAGUUUAUUCAUUAAUUGUUGGUGGACUUAAGACUCAAUAAGAAUUAUGUUUGAAUACUUUUAAGAUGGAUUUUCCCCUUGUAUUUUGGAAUGAUCUUUAUGUUACUUCUAUGCAUUUACUAUUUGACUAGAGCACUUCUACUAUACUAUAUAGCAUUGGUGCUUUAAUGUACAACUCAAAGUUGUACCAUAACAUAAAAUGUAUAAGUUUAGGUUGUACCAUAAAUCAAUUUGUACCAUUAUGUUAUGGUACAACUUUACAACUUGAAGUUGUACCAUCACAUAAAGGUACAAGUUCAAGUUGUACCAUAAAAGAAUUUGCACAAAAAGUAUAGGUACAAUUUAUAGUUGUACCAUAACAUAAAUGUACAAUUUUAAGUUGUACCAUAAAGGCAAAAACCUGUAACACCAAUACUAUAUAUCAUUGUAAAAUUUCUCAUUUGACUAAUAUCAAUAGUAUUUGGGUAAAAGUAGUGGCCUAUCGGUCUAGGCCCUAGGGUGUCACAGGCUUAUACCCAGGGGCGGACCUAGGCACAAGGGAGGUGUGUCAUCUGACACACCUCCGCCCGAAAAUUUUGUGAAAGACCCCUAAUUCGUCGGUACUAAAAUUUUGAUCUCGGGAUUUCCGACACACCUCUGAUCAUUGUCUCCGACACAACUCCAUUGUGUUUAUGGAAAUUUAUUGUCAUAAGUUAUCAAAAUAUAUAAAUAUAAGUUCAGGCUAGCGUACGUCCGACCACCGUACGCCAAUUGGGUUUUGCUAUUUAGAUAAAUAAUUAACCGGACUUUGGGGCAUGAUCUUAUAUCCUAACCUCUAAUGGGUGAACCCCAAUCCCUAAUUUUCUAACCCAAACUGCAAAAUUUGGUCAAUCUUAAAAUGAAACUCAACAAUAAUUUCGACGAAUCAGAAUCAUUGAUUUUCAUUUUUCAAGAUUAAAUGAAUCUUAUGUUAGGUUAGUGAAUUGGGGAUUGCGGUUCACACAUUGGAGGUUAGAGUAUAAUAUCAUUGUUUAUAAAUGAUUGUUAAGUACUUAAGUUGUGUAUAUUGAAAAGCAUUUGCUUUGCAGCAUAAGUGAUGAAUGUAUUUUAGAGACAUUUCAGCAGAUGAAAAGUCGUCGUGAUUCGUUGUAAAAUGACAUUGUGAACUUCAUAAAUUAAUUUCUUUUAAUUUCUACUUAAUUUUUUUAUUUAAUUAUUAUUUUAUGUUAGUGGCGACACACCUCUCCAACAAUCCUAGGUCCGCCACUGCUUAUACCCUUUUGAUUGGGUUGGGGUCUAAAAACCCGACCGGCUUGACUCAUUGCCAUCGCCGUGCUUCACUUCAAUUCUUCCUACGCUGCUGCUGAGACUUGAGAGCCACAGAGAAUCGCUUCUGUUCGCGAGAGCUCAAGCUUCACUACUGAAUUUAAAUGGAAUUUUCGGACACGGCUCCUUCCGGCGCCGCUUCUUGCACUUCCGCCGCCAACUGGACCGUCGCCGGUGGCUCUCUCAAGAACUCCGUCACGUUCGAGUCCCCUCUUUCUUUCAUUGACGACCAGGACUGCGACAGCGGUGACAAUUGCGGUCAGGAACCGGUCGACUAUUCAAAUUCAAAAUCGGAGUCUCCUCUCAUCCUCUACCCUCCUUCUCCUGAUUCCUUUUCCUGCGAGAUCACACUGACCUUCCCGCAGAAGCAAGAGGUGAGGCAGGUCUAUGUUAGAAGCACAGCCCGAGUCUUUGAAAUAUAUUGUGCCCCUGAAUCGGAGAGCAGUGCCGAGUAUCUGUGUACUGUUCGUUGUUGUGUUGCUGUUAGGGAUGAAGAAGUGCUUCGUGCAACUAAUAUAGAAGAAGCUGUACUGGUUCAUCAAAUGGGCUCUAGUAAUGAUUUAGCUAAAGGAAAAUUUAGAAAUGGUGCUAGCCCAACUGGCAGUGAAGAUGACUGGGUUGAUGUCAAGGCUCUUCGUAAUUCUCUGCCCUCUAAGGAAAAUGGUUCCAUGUCAUCAAAUUCGGACACAGAUGCAGGGUGCAGCUCACAGGAUCUAUAUGAAGCUACUGCAGAGAUUAGUGACACGGAUCCUUGCAAGUCACUUACGAUCAGACUUCUGUCACUUCAGAACAAAGGUUGUGUAUGCAUUGAUCAAGUCUACGUGUUUGCUUUUCCCAUUGAUGCAGCUACCCAGGAAACUCAACCCAUUUCAGCAGAAAGUUCUUCUGGAAGCUCGCUCAUGGCUAUGCUUAUUCCAACCUUUUUUCAAUUGUCUAGAACUCAUGGCGUUGGCCGGGAACAAGAAAAGCUCAACAUUGACAGAAGUGAACAACAAGUAUCUGUUGAAACGUGUCUAACGAUUACUGAUGCAAUGGGGACAAGAAACGUAAGUGAGGAACUGGGUCCUUAUGAUACUCAGUCUCGAGAAGAACACAAGUCUGGGGAAGUGAGCCCAGUAAUACCCGAUUCAGUUAGUACAGAAGAUAAAGUACAACAUGAAGAAAAAGAUCUUCCAUCUUUUCAAGAAGGAAUCAAGUUGCCAGAUGCAGUCCAUAGUCAGAUCCCCGCUAGUUCUUUUGAAACAGAAUACAGAGCCAGGUCAUCACAAAAUUGCACGGGGAGUGUUCUUGAUCACCUUGUAUCUCGGGUCAACAGAAUAGAAGAUUUGAUAUUGAGGUUUGAGGGAAGUAUUCUCGAACCCAUAAACAGUAUUGAUAAGAGGCUCCAGCGAGUAGAGCAGCAGCUUGAAGUGAUUGCAAAGAAAAGCCAUAACCCUGGUACUAGAAUCUCAGCUCCUGAAUUUGCAUGCGGUGAAGCAGAAGCCAACUCGUUAUAUAACAGUGGAAGUUUAGAUCUCAGUUGUAUGGCUUGUGAGGAUACCAAGAAGGACCCAGCCUCAGCUGCAUCAUCUAUCCCUCCUGAAGAAGAUGUCAAUCUGGUACAGCCCAGUCUGGUAGUCAGUACCCCUAAGUUUGAUAUUGCCGAGGAGGAACAAAAUCUUGCAAUAGAACCAGUUCCAGAACCUCUCAAGUCUGAGCAGAAACAUUCUGUAUCAAUUGAUGAUGCUUUGGCUUCAGCAUUUGCUGGCUUCUUGUCUUCCACUUUAUCACAAUGCCAGGACAAGUAUUCUCAAACUCUUGCCACAAGAGCUCCCGACUUUCUCAAUGAAGAUGAAGACGAAAAUGACGAUGAUACGACCUCUUCACCAAAAAUACAGUCAGAAACUCCAAUGGAUCCUCUAAAUAAUGAUGAGAUUCCAGGUCUCUUAAAGUUGCAUCCAGAAAUGACCACAGGCCUUUCAGCUCCUGUCAACGAAACUUGUGGGGCAGAUGGCUUUACAGCUUCAUUUUUAUCUAUGCCCUGUAAUAAGAAUGUGAUUGGAUCACUAGAUGCUGAAGGCUUCCCGUACAUGGAAAGAACACCUAUUGGGCAGUGGCAAGAUGGGGAAGGGUGUGAAGGUGAUACACAGUUAGUUGAACUACAGCAGGAAGAGGCUGAAGAUCCAACAAGCAAUGCUGCUAUUGUCCAGCCAACUGAGAUGCUAGAAGAGGCAUCCAAAGAACAGACUAACCACAGCGAUCCAUCUCAAGUUGCUGCAUUGCGUAAAGUAUCUGGUUUCACACCAGAUAACGAACAAGACUCGAACCAAGAUGCACUGGAGAUCAUUCAUUUCUCGCGUACCUCGUCUUCAGUAGUUGAUUAUGGGAAGCCCAUACUGGAGGUGAAAUUUGCAAGUGGAGAGGGAUUGAAUGGAGGGUCUCCUCUGCAAUCACUUUUGUCUGGGUUUGGUGAUGUGGACAUUGAAGUUCCUUCAACUCGAGAAACAGACGAGGACCUAUCUGGACUUGUUGACAAUCAUGGCGACUUGAUUCCGGCAGAAGAUUGGGAAGCGGCCGGCUCUACAAUGGAGAGCUGCAUUUCCUUGGAUAUGAACUAUUACAGCCUCGAAGACGAACACACGAACAUUGAAGCAGCUGAGAACCAGGACGAUUGUGAGCCCUGUUACAAUCAGGAUGGGUCUGCAACAAGCCUCAUAUAGAUAAAUAGCCAUUGCGGGAUUGCAUCAGGUCAGAUGAUGUUAAAGCGGUAAAUGCUAGCUUAGUUUUAGCUUUGAGGCAUAUACCAUUAUGCAUUAUCCUCACCUCUUUUUUGUGGAAAGUUCUGUUCAUGAUUGGCACAAGCUUCUCCUUUCUUCCGGCUGUAAAAUGCCGCUUAUGAAAUAACUAGGGUGUCAGCCUGUCAGGCGUAGCCAGAAUUUCGUUCUGGGUCUAUUUAUGGAAACAUAGUUUUUGUCAACUUUUAUUAAAUUACUCAUGAUCUACACCUCUACACCAAAUAUAUAAUAGAGAAAUUGGAAAUGUUCUCCAUUUCAAAAUUCGAAUAAAAGUAAGAAUGAUAGAUUUGUCUUUAUAGUAAUUUAUUAUUUAUGAUUUACAUGAAAAAAAUACAUCAGUAAUAGAAUCAGUAAUAGAAUUUGAACCGUGUUUUAUUCAAACAUAAGAAAGAAACAUAACUAUCUAUACUAAAAAAAUAUGUUAGAAUUUUUUAAAUUAAAAACAUACAUGAAGCUAAAAUUUGAAAAAUCAUAGGACUUACCCACCAUGAUUGGCUAACCUACUAACUCUAUUGUAAAUAUUAUUUGGUAUUGUAUUUUUGUAUUUUGAUUAUUCUAAUCAAACUUUAAUAAUUAAAUUUUUUUAUCUUAUAAAAAGAUGAUAAUUUAAAAAUUGUAACUGAAAUGUCAUUGGUUCAAAUAUUACGUAUCGAAUUUCGGUACUGAACGUGCAGAAGCGAUGUAGAAUUCUUAACAUGAACUUAAUUUUUAUAACUACCAUAAAGCAAGAUAUUUUUAACACAUAAAUUUUGAAUGAAUAUAGGCACAUGUGUCUUUAAGAUAGGGUAAAUAUGAAAAGGUUUAGUGAUGUUGGUUUGUUGAAUGCGGAUGGAAAAUGCCCUACUAAUGUAAACGGGCUCAAAUAGUGCCCGAACCACUAAAUGCUGAACAUCAUCGUCUCUCCGAACUUCCUAUCGAACUCAACAACCGGCUAACCUUCCACCUCUAUUGUUACGCCAUAGCAAUUUUCGUAGUGAUAAAUAUGGAAAGGUUGAGUGUUGUUGGUUUGCUGAACGCGGAUGGAAAAUGCGCUACAAAUGUAAACGAGCCCAAAUAGUGCCCCAUCCCACUAAACGUUCAACCAUCGCGCCUACUUUCGCUACAGCUAAUACAAUAGUGAAAUGGGAAAUGUAUUUCUCCCAGGCCCCAUUACAAACUCUCUGAAUCCAGAGCGAAAGUAAGAAUGAUAGAUUCAUCUGUACAAUCAUUUAUUAUUUUUUUGUUUACAGGAAAAAAAUACAUCAGUAAUAGGACUGUGGUGUCUUUAAACAAGGAAACAUAACCAGUUACACUAAACAAAUUUGUUUCAUCUUUUAAUUUUUAAAUUAAGAACAUACAAGAAGCUAAAAUAUGAAAAAUCUCAGGACUUUUCCACCAGGGUUAGCUAACCCACUAACUCUCCCGUAAAUAAUUUUUUGGUUUUGAUAUUUCUAUAUACAUAUUUUGAUUAUUUUAAUUCUAGUUUAAUAAUUAAUUCAAUUUUGAUUAUCUUAUAAAGGGAGGUUAAUUUAAAAUCACUACCCUAAUGUCAAAAUGACAUACACUUGAUAUAUUUUGGGAAAAAAUUGAGGUAUAUAUUACCAUUGUAUACCAUGAUGGUACUACUUGGUAGUAUACAAGAUUUGAUGCAAUAUCGAUUAGCACGAUAUUUAAUUCUCGUGGUCCAAAAAUAAAGAUUCGAAUUGAAAUAUAUAAGGAUGAAUUGUAAACAUUGUUGAUAAAUAAAUGGAUGUUCACGUU
This is a messenger RNA of Linum trigynum, 6058 nucleotides long. Lineage: Eukaryota; Viridiplantae; Streptophyta; Magnoliopsida; Malpighiales; Linaceae. The record is from the annotation of a GenBank genome assembly.